Messenger RNA from Arabidopsis thaliana (thale cress), 1206 nucleotides. RefSeq names its product chlororespiratory reduction 6 (gene CRR6). The record is from RefSeq and is marked reviewed. The transcript has a single exon. Bases 400 to 996 code for a protein of 198 amino acids. Lineage: Eukaryota; Viridiplantae; Streptophyta; Magnoliopsida; Brassicales; Brassicaceae. Gene Ontology annotation, cellular component: chloroplast.
UUUCUGAACGAUUGAAGAAAUGCAUUCUGCUUAACAUUUGAAACCUUUACGACAGACAGCAAAAUAUAUGUAUUUGUGCGGUGAAGGAAAAAAGGAUAAAAUGGAAAGAAAUGAAGAAAAGGCCAAAAGAAGAGGAUAAAAAGAAGACUAAGACACAAAGAGAGAUAGCGUCUGUGAAUGGCAACAAAGGCAGUUCUUCUCCCGUGGCUUAUCCCAUCGCCGAGACACGUAUCGCUGUUCCCAGUGGUUCAAUUGCCGGCGUUGGAGACCGCCGGGUGGUGUGUAAGAAAGAGGAGGGCAGAAGACGUAGCAGUCUCCGUCGCCUUCAAUCCUUCUGGCAAUUUCGACAUCUCUGCCUUCGAGAAUGACCAAGGUUCGUACUUGCUCAAUUGAUUCAGAAUGAUAAAUAAAAAAAGGCUGCUACUAAUUAAUUAUGUGAAAGGCGUAGCAGAUUCAGAUAAAGUGGAACCUCCGAUGCCUCCAACGACCGGCCGGUACGAAGUAGUGAUCGACAACGACUCAAUUGGGCGGCUUGACCUAUCCCCGUUUCAGAGAGCCAUCGGCAUAACCUCGCCUGAUGAUUUUGGUGUAGCUGAACCAAAACGGUAUUUGGAUCGAACCAUCGGAUUCACCAUCAAUUACAAGAGAGAAGACCCCGGGGAUCCGCGGGAGCUGUCAGAGUACCCGGACGUAAGACUAUGGUUCGUGAGGCUCGACGCGAUGUACCCUUGGCUGCCUCUGCUGCUGGACUGGCGAGCUGGAGAACUUGCUCGAUACGCAGCCAUGUUAGUGCCGCACCAGAUGAGCUUGAGAAUGGGUGUCGUUUUCAAUCCGGAGGCGUUGGAGCUUUUCGUAAUGAACAAAGUGUUUGUGGUUUAUCCGUGGCUGAAACGGCACGGCGUCCCAAAGCCCAGGUUGAAGACGAGCGACAUGGCCAGGAUGCUCGGAUUCGGUAUCGGCGAUGAGCUCUUCGACUUGAUCGAUCACAAUGAAUGAAAAACGAUGUGUUCUAUCUUCAAAUUACAUACGUGGGCCUAAUUGUGGGCUUACAAUGAAAAAGGCCUGGGGAUGGUAAUUAAGAGGAUUUUUUUGGGUAUUUGAUACACACGUGGCGAAUAUUCAUUGGAUAAGUUGUAUUAAUAGCCGUAAAAUCUGGGAAAAUAAAUUCAAAAUCUCGAAUAUCUGAAGAGAAGAGAGAGCCCAUUC